Messenger RNA from Staurois parvus, 3654 nucleotides. NCBI's taxonomy places the organism in Eukaryota, Metazoa, Chordata, Amphibia, Anura, Ranidae. The record is from the annotation of a GenBank genome assembly.
GAAGUUGGCUUUUUCCAGAGCGUACAGGCCCUGAUGCAGACUUGCAGCGUCCUUGACCUGAACGCCUUUGAACGCCAGAAUAAGGCAGAGGGACUUGGCAUGGUGACAGAAGACGGUACAAGAGAGAAGGUGAUGGCAGAUGACCAGUUCACCCAAGAUCUGUUCCGCUUACUUCAGCUGCUUUGUGAGGGACACAAUAAUGAUUUCCAGAACUACCUGCGUACACAGACUGGUAACACCACUACCAUCAAUAUCAUCAUCUGCACAGUGGAUUAUUUGCUGCGCCUACAGGAAUCCAUCAGUGAUUUUUACUGGUAUUACUCUGGCAAGGACAUCAUUGAUGAACAGGGCAAAAGAAACUUUUCUAAAGCCAUGUCUGUAGCAAAGCAAGUGUUCAACAGCCUUACAGAAUAUAUUCAGGGUCCCUGCACAGGCAACCAGCAAAGUUUGGCCCACAGCCGUCUAUGGGAUGCUGUAGUGGGUUUCCUGCAUGUUUUUGCCCAUAUGAUGAUGAAGCUAGCCCAGGACUCCAGUCAAAUCGGGCUGCUGAAAGAAUUGUUGGACCUGCAGAAGGACAUGGUAGUCAUGCUGCUCUCCCUUCUGGAAGGUAAUGUGGUCAAUGGAACAAUAGCUCGCCAAAUGGUGGACAUGCUUGUAGAGUCUUCAAGCAAUGUAGAAAUGAUCCUUAAAUUCUUUGAUAUGUUCCUCAAACUAAAGGAUAUAGUGGCUUCUGAUGCUUUUAGAGACUAUGUCACAGAUCCUCGAGGUCUCAUAUCUAAAAAAGAUUUCCAGAAAGCAAUGGACAGUCAAAAGCAGUACACACCAUCUGAGAUCCAGUUCCUCCUAUCUUGCUCUGAAGCUGAUGAGAAUGAAAUGAUCAACUUCGAAGAGUUUGCUGACCGCUUCCAAGAGCCAGCUAAAGAUAUUGGUUUCAACGUGGCAGUUUUACUAACCAACUUAUCGGAGCAUGUCCCUCAUGACACAAGACUGCAGAACUUCCUGGAGCUAGCUGAUUGUAUAAUAAACUACUUCAAGCCUUUUCUAGGCAAAAUUGAAAUUAUGGGAGCAGGUAAGAAGAUAGAGCGAAUCUACUUUGAGAUCAGCGAAGCCAAUAAAACACAAUGGGAGAUGCCUCAGGUUAAAGAGUCUAAGCGUCAGUUCAUCUUUGAUGUGGUCAAUGAAGGUGGUGAGUCAGAGAAGAUGGAGCUGUUUGUCAACUUCUGCGAGGACACCAUAUUUGAGAUGCAGAUUGCUUCACAGAUUUCUGAACCUGAAGAAGAAAAGGCAGAGGAUGAAGAUGAAGAUGAUGGAGGAGAAGGAGAAGGCGAGGAGGCUGAGAAUGGGUCUGAGCCUCCAGAAGCUUCAUCUGCUUUUGUAGAGUUUAUGAACAAUAUUAUAAAUUUCUUUAAGAUGUUUACCUACAGGAACCUCAGAAGACAGUAUCGAAAGAUCAAGAAGAUGACAAUAAAGGAAAUGAUUAUGGCUAUUGCCUCCUUCCUGUGGACCUUCUUAAUUGGAACACUUCACUUCAUCUACAGUGUCUGCAAAGGCAUCUUCUUCUUGAUAUGGCACACAUUGUUUGGAGGUAGCCUGGUAGAAGGAGCUCAAAAGUUAACUGUGACUGAACUCUUGGCUAGUAUGCCAGAUCCCACACAAGAUGAAGUUCACGGAGAUGGUCUUCCUGCGGCAGAGAGCGACGAAUUACCUGAUGCUGGUGAUGUGACGGACUUCACUGACGCAGGCAAAGAAGAAGUGCAAGAAGAAGGGGCAGAAAUAUUUGGACUGGAGCUAAAGAAAGAUGGUGGACAUUAUAGACUCAGUGCUCCAGAUGCUCCUGGAGGCCUGGGUGAUAUGGGGGAGACCACUCCUGUGGAACCACCAACUCCAGAGGGAUCACCCAUCUUGAAGAGGAAAUUUGGAGAUGAUGAAAUCCCAGAACAUUUGGAUGGUUCUGAGCAGCCACAACCAGCAACAGAAGAAGAGCCAGCACCAGAGCCAGAACCAGAACCAGAACCAGAGAAAGCAGAUUUGGAGAAUGGGGAAAAGGGUGAAACUGCUGUGGAAGAGGAAGCAGCUCCUGCUCCUGAGGAACCUGAAGAACCACCAGUUGAGGCCCCCAAGAAAAAGACUGCUCAAAAGGAGAAGAAAGUAGAAGCUGGAGAGGGAGGUUUUGAAUUCUGGAAUGAGCUGGAAAUCCAGAAGACAAAAUUCAUGAACUAUCUCUCAAGGAAUUUCUAUAAUCUGCGUUUCUUGGCACUAUUCUUGGCCUUUGCUAUCAACUUUAUUUUGCUAUUCUACAAGGUGUCUGAUUCUCCCAAAGGCGAGGAAGAUUUUGAGGGAUCAGGGAUGGAGGAGGAACUAUCCAUUCUGGAUGAAGGAAGUGGUGCUGGUGGAGAUGAAGAAGAUGAAGACGAUGGCAUAGUGUAUUUUUUCCUGGAGGAAAGCACGGGAUACAUGCAGCCGACACUGUCCUUCCUUUCCAUUGUCCACACGCUCAUUUCCUUCCUGUGUAUCAUUGGCUACAACUGUCUGAAGGUGCCUCUGGUUAUCUUUAAACGGGAGAAGGAGUUGGCACGUAAGCUGGAGUUUGAUGGCUUCUAUAUUACAGAACAGCCAGAAGAUGAUGACAUUAAAGGACAAUGGGAUCGUCUGGUCUUGAACACACCCUCAUUUCCAAAUAACUACUGGGACAAAUUUGUGAAAAGAAAGGUGUUGGAUAAAUAUGGAGACAUUUACGGUCGGGAGAGGAUUGCAGAACUGCUGGGAAUGGAUCUGGCCAGCUUAGAAAUCAGCUCCCAAAAUGGAAAGAAACCAGAGCCCGAUAAUUCUAUGCUGAGCUGGGUCACUGCAAUUGAUAUUAAGUACCAGAUCUGGAAAUUUGGAGUGGUCUUCACUAAUAAUUCUUUCUUAUAUCUGGUCUGGUACUUGGUCAUGUCCAUGCUGGGUCACUACAACAACUUCUUCUUUGCUGCUCACUUGCUGGAUAUUGCCAUGGGUGUGAAGACCCUACGUACAAUCUUGUCCUCUGUCACACACAAUGGUAAACAGCUCAUGAUGACUGUUGGUCUGCUAGCUGUGGUUGUGUACCUGUAUACAGUGGUUGCCUUCAACUUCUUCCGUAAAUUUUACAACAAGAGCGAGGAUGAGGAUGAACCAGAUAUGAAGUGUGAUGACAUGAUGACGUGCUACCUUUUCCAUAUGUAUGUUGGGGUCCGAGCUGGCGGUGGCAUUGGAGAUGAGAUUGAAGACCCUGCAGGAGAUGAAUAUGAAUUGUACCGUGUUGUCUUUGACAUCACAUUUUUCUUCUUUGUCAUUGUCAUCCUGCUGGCCAUCAUUCAAGGUUUGAUCAUUGAUGCCUUUGGAGAGCUGAGAGACCAACAGGAGCAAGUGAAGGAAGAUAUGGAGACCAAAUGCUUCAUCUGUGGCAUCGGCAGUGAUUACUUUGAUACGACGCCGCAUGGCUUUGAGACUCACACGUUGGAAGAACAUAACUUGGCCAAUUAUAUGUUCUUCCUAAUGUAUCUAAUUAACAAGGAUGAAACAGAACAUACUGGACAGGAGUCGUAUGUCUGGAAGAUGUACCAGGAGAGAUGUUGGGACUUCUUCCCAGCAGGAGACUGUUUCCGGAAGACGUAUGAGGAUCAGCUCGGAUAA